This is a messenger RNA of Xyrichtys novacula (pearly razorfish), 348 nucleotides long. The record is from the annotation of a GenBank genome assembly. Lineage: Eukaryota; Metazoa; Chordata; Actinopteri; Labriformes; Labridae.
AUGAAAAUGUUUUAUAGUGCGUUCAUUGAAUCUGUCAUUUCUUUUUGUGUUAUCUGUUGGUACGGUAACCUUGCUAUCAAGAACAAGAACUCCCUUGGGAGUAUCGUUCGUGUUGCCUCUAAAGUAGCUGGGGUGAAAUUUAGAAGUCUGGAUGUGAUCUUUAAAGAGCAGGUGCUCAAGAAAGCAAAAUCCAUCCGAACAGAUAACACUCAUCCUCUCCACCACAAAUACAAGUUUCUUCCUUCUGGUCUCCGACUAGCUGUUCCCCCAGCUUCUAAAAACAGAUACAAAUUCUCCUUCGUGCCGCUCUCCAUCGGGGCUCUAAACGCAGCGGAGAGGAGGAGGUAA